Messenger RNA from Solenopsis invicta (red fire ant), 1356 nucleotides. Its product is annotated as 52 kDa repressor of the inhibitor of the protein kinase-like. The transcript is spliced from 4 exons. Lineage: Eukaryota; Metazoa; Arthropoda; Insecta; Hymenoptera; Formicidae. The record is from RefSeq and is a predicted model, not a curated record. The coding region runs from base 304 to 1158 and encodes 284 amino acids.
UGGACUUGAUUUCGUUGUUGUGUGUAGUUACAAUUUUUUACUGGUUUUGUUAAUGCCCUGCAGUUUAAAUCAUAAAUUGGAAAUCACGUAAGCGUCUUAUUUGUGACACUAUAUAAUAUUCAAACUUUUAAACAGCAUAUACUAGUAAUAUACUUUGUUGCUGUGCUGUUUGAUUGAUAUAGUUGACCAAAAAAUUCGUAGCAGUGCGUAGUUACAAACCAUUUUUUUACUGGUUUUGUUAAUGCCCUGUAGUUGAAAUCAUAAAUUGGAAAUCACGUAAGCGUCUUAUUUGUGAAUUUAAAAAUGGGUGGUAGGGCGUGUUGUGUCCCAAAUUGUAAUUCAGGUAAAAAAGCACCACGUCACAAAUUUUCAAAAGAUCCAAUAAGAUGCCACCAAUGGGUACAAAGUUUAAAAUUGGACUUUUUGGAAAAUGCGUGUGCACAACAUUUACAAAAGUACAGAGUUUGCUAUAAACAUUUUCGAGAGGAAGACUAUAAAUGUUUUACACAAUCUCGAGUAUUAAAAGAAUUUGCAAUUCCUGGUCUUUACAUUAAUUCUGACAAUAAUACUGAAAAUAAUACUGAAAAUAAUACUGAAAAUAAUCCUGUUACUCCUGAAACAAUUCUUAUUGAUCAACAACCAUUGCAACAAAUUUUGGAAGAAACUGAAAUCUCGCAAACCAAUAAAAAUAUGUCCCAUAUAAAGGAACAAGUACAGCAGCAUACGGCAAUAUUAAAUGAAAUGACAAAAACAACAGGAGAAGUGCAACAUCAAUAUCAACACUUGCAAAAUGAAGUAAAUGCAUUGAAAAAUGAACACGAAAAACGAUUCAGAAAGAUAGAGGGGCACCUAAGAAGGAAUAAUAAAAAAAAUAGUAUCUCCCGAAGACCAAACUUGCAAGAAGUUACUCGAAGAAAAGAUCUAAGUCCCAUUGCGAGAAGAUUAUACGACACCACUGUACUGUUAAAACGAAAAAAUUUACGACUAAAGCGUCUUGUGAAAUCCAGUAAUAAACAUAAAAAUAAAGAAAAAUCAAUUGACGACACAAUGAAAAAGCAAUUUUCAAGUGAGGUACAACACCAGUUCACUGGUAUGCUUUUGCGAAAUAGUGAUGUACCUCCGAAGUUUUUUUCUGAGGGGAAAGGGGUCGAAUAUUAAAGAUGCAAGUUAGCAUCGUUAAUCAUUAAAUUGAUUCAAUUUAAUAAAUGUGAUAUUACCUGUUCAGAUUCAACUUAGAACUGUGUUUAUGACUGAAAAAGUAAUUCGGCGCGCAGUCUCGUUGAAUUUGAAUAGAUUUAUUAACUCACAAAUAAAUAUAAAAGUACUAAAACCUAGCUACGACCGUAAAUGGGCUUC